This is a messenger RNA of Spodoptera exigua (beet armyworm), 664 nucleotides long. Lineage: Eukaryota; Metazoa; Arthropoda; Insecta; Lepidoptera; Noctuidae. The record is from the annotation of a GenBank genome assembly.
AUCAAAAAAUCAUUACAACAUGUUCUCCAAAAUCGUUGCCCUGAGCGCUGUGUUGGCGGUGUCCGCAGCUGGUCUGCUGCCCACGGCACACUACUCCCCAGCUGGAGCCGUCUCCUCCCAGAGCAUCGUACGCCACGAUGAGGCUCACCCCGCCGCCCACGUUGCCCACGUCGCUGCCCCCGUCCACUACGCCGCCUCUCCCGUCCACUACGCCGCCGCUCCCGUCCACUACGCCGCCGCUCCCGUCCACUACGCCGCUCCCGUCGCCAAAGUGAUCGCUCCCGCUCAGAAGGUUCUGGUCUCCGCCCACGCCGAAGAAUACGCUCACCCCAAAUACGACUUCUCGUACUCCGUGGCUGACGGACACACCGGCGACAACAAGUCCCAGCAGGAGUCCCGCGACGGUGACGCUGUGCACGGCGAGUACUCGCUGGUGGAGGCUGACGGCUCCGUGCGCCGCGUGCAGUACACCGCCGACGACCACAACGGCUUCAACGCGGUGGUCUCCAACUCCGCUCCCGCUCACCACGCGCCCGCCCCAGUCGCGCACGCCGUGCACGCCGCCCCCGUGUACCUCGCUCACCACCACUAAGUGUGCAUCUAGUCAUAACGAAGAGAUGAUUGAGAAUUAUUUAUAUUAUUUAAUAAGAAAAUAAAACAAGCA